This is a messenger RNA of Mirounga angustirostris (Northern elephant seal), 3161 nucleotides long. It is a transcript of the gene EEFSEC, whose product is annotated as eukaryotic elongation factor, selenocysteine-tRNA specific. Bases 51 to 1913 code for a protein of 620 amino acids. Gene Ontology annotation, molecular function: translation elongation factor activity; GTP binding; GTPase activity. The transcript is spliced from 8 exons. Lineage: Eukaryota; Metazoa; Chordata; Mammalia; Carnivora; Phocidae. The record is from RefSeq and is a predicted model, not a curated record. Gene Ontology annotation, biological process: selenocysteine incorporation.
GCGGCGGCGGCGGCGGCGGGAGGGGAGGGCCGGCGGGCGGCGGCGGCGGCAUGGCAGGUCGGCGGGUGAACGUGAAUGUGGGCGUGCUGGGCCACAUCGACAGCGGCAAGACGGCGCUGGCGCGGGCGCUGAGCACCACGGCCUCCACCGCCGCCUUCGACAAGCAGCCGCAGAGCCGCGAGCGCGGCAUCACGCUCGACCUGGGCUUCUCGUGCUUCUCGGUGCCGCUGCCCGCGCGCCUGCGGUCGGCGCUGCCCGCUCCCCCGGCGGCGUCCGGAGCCGAGCCCGAGCCCGGCGAGCCGCAGCUUCAGGUCACGCUGGUCGACUGCCCCGGGCACGCCUCCCUCAUCCGGACCAUCAUUGGCGGGGCCCAGAUCAUUGAUCUGAUGAUGCUGGUCAUUGAUGUGACCAAAGGGAUGCAGACCCAGUCAGCGGAGUGCCUUGUGAUUGGGCAGAUCGCCUGCCAGAAGCUGGUUGUGGUGCUGAACAAAAUAGACCUCUUAGCUGAAGGGAAGAGACAAGCAGCGAUUGAUAAAAUGACCAAGAAAAUGCAGAGGACCCUGGAGAACACCAAGUUCCGAGGUGCACCGAUUAUACCCGUGGCAGCCAAGCCUGGGGGGCCAGAGGCCCCUGAAACAGAAGCUCCACAGGGCAUCUCAGAGCUCAUUGAGCUCCUGACAUCCCAGAUUUCCAUCCCGAUGAGAGACCCCUCGGGACCACUCCUCAUGUCUGUGGACCACUGUUUCUCCAUCAAAGGCCAAGGCACUGUGAUGACAGGGACCAUCCUCUCAGGCUCCAUCAGCCUCGGCGACAGUGUGGAGAUUCCCGCCCUCAAGUGUAUUCUGAUGUCGCUGGGCCUCUCCAUUUCUUACCCCGCAGAAGGAAUGCUGCCAAAGAACUCCCCGCGUGUGGUGAAGAAGGUGAAGUCCAUGCAGAUGUUUCACAUGCCUGUCACCUCAGCCAUGCAGGGAGACCGACUGGGCAUCUGCGUCACCCAGUUUGACCCCAAGCUACUGGAGCGUGGCCUGGUGUGUGCCCCUGAGUCCCUGCACACUGUCCACGCAGCCAUCAUCUCUGUGGAGAAGAUCCCGUAUUUCCGGGGGCCCCUGCAGACCAAAGCCAAGUUCCACAUCACGGUGGGCCAUGAGACAGUCAUGGGCCGGUUGAUGUUCUUCAGCCCUGCCCCCGAUAGCUUUGACCAUGAGCCUGUGCUGGACUCCUUCGACUUCUCUCGAGAAUACCUCUUCCAGGAGCAGUACCUAGAUAAGGAUUUGGCACCAGCGGCGACAGAGAGUGAUGAGGCUAACAAGAAGACGGGCCAGGCUACAGAAGGCCGCUGCGCUCGGCAGCAGUGGGCCCUCGUGGAAUUUGAGAAGCCUGUCACCUGCCCUCGGCUGUGCCUGGUGAUUGGCUCCAGGCUAGAUGCGGACAUUCAUGCCAACAUGUGCCGACUGGCCUUCCAUGGCGUCCUGCUCCAUGGGCUGGAGGACAAGGACUAUGCUGAGAGCUUCUUGCCCAGGCUGAAAGUGUAUAAGCUCAAGCACAAACAUGGCCUUGUAGAACGGGUGAUGGAUGACCACAGCGUGAUCGGCCGCUCCCUGUUCAAAAAGGAGACCAACAUCCAGCUCUUUGUGGGCCUCAAGGUGUACCUAUCCACCGGGGAGCUGGGGGUCAUCGACAGCGCCUUCGGCCAGAGUGGCAAGUUCAAGAUCCACAUCCCUGGCGGCCUCAGCCCCGAGUCCAAGAAGAUUCUAACACCCACCCUCAAGAAGCGGGGCCGGGCCGGCCGAGGAGAAGCAGCCAAGCAGGAGGAGGUGGCCGAGCGGUCCGAGCCUGCGCAGCACGUGGCCCUCAGCCUGUCUUUCAAGCGUUACGUCUUUGACACCCACAAGCGCAUGGUCCAGUCUCCCUGAGUGUUCCAGUGACCUUGCCCAGGCCCCGGGCUGGGCUGCAUUGCCAAGUGUCCGACCAGAUGUGCCUCAACCUCCUUUAGUAUGUCCCUCCCCACGACCCUGCAGACACAGGCCCUAGGCCUGGCGCUAAGCCCCGGUGAAAAGCCUGGGGUUGCGGUGGCAGUGACACCAGGGCUGGGGCCCAGAGGGUCUGUCCCGGCACCCUCGCACCUACUAGGGGCCAGUGUUUCCCAGGCCGCCCAACUGGCAGCCAUGGGAGGGCCAGUCCACACCCUGCCCCAGGUGGCCUGGCACUUAACCAGCUACAAAUAAAUGUCCCACGGUGUCUGCCCACUCUGUUGGUCUCUGUGAUUUCAGCGGGAGGGGCCCCCCAUGCCUGUUCCCAAGGGGAAUGUCAAGGGGUUCAGCAGGGUUCCCGCCCAGAGAAGAGCUGGAGAGACCAGAACUCAGAGCCCAGUGGGAGUGGGCUGAGGAGUCCACAGGGUGUCAGGCCCCUAGGCCAGGCUAGGUGGCCCAUGGGGUCUCCUGGGCCUUGAGGGACAUGGGGGCGGGGGUCUCUGGACAGCCAAGUCCAGAGAGGGCUCCGCCAGGAAGGGGACCCAUGAAGUGCUGGGGAGCCAUGAGGUGCCCGGCCAGGGCAUCAAGACAGAGGCUGGCUGGAGGGAUUGCUUCCCCGGCCCCACACGAGCAGUCCCUAGGCUUCUGCCCUCGAGUCUGGGGCCCAUACUCCCCAAGGUGUGGAGGUGAGGGCAGGUGACAGAACACUGUGCAGAGCACCUUGUGGGCCAGGGACCGCGGGCACAGCCCCCUCCAAAGCCCAGGAAGCCCUACCCUUGCUCCUCCACCCUGGCCCACCCGCAGCCUGAGUUGUGGAUGCUCAGAAAAGGGUGGGAUGGCGAAACUAACUGAAUGAGAGAAAUCAAAACUUUGUAGGAUGUACAGAUGUUCCAGCGCUCCUUUAUUUGGCCUCCAAACAGAUGCAGAGGCUGCCCUUUCAUCCUGGUGCGUUAUGCUUUAAUUUGCAAAAGUGGCAUCAAAAGUAUUAACGGUGGGGGGCGCCUGGGUGGCUCAGUCGGUUAAGCGUCUGCCUUCGGCUCAGGUCAUGAUCUCAGGGUCCUGGGAUCGAGUCCUGCAUCAUCGGGCUCCCUGCUCAGCGGGACAUCUGCUUCGCCCUCUCCCUCCGCCUGCUGCUCCCCCUGCUUGUGUGCUUUCUCUCUGUCAAAUAAAUAAAUAAAAUCUUAAAAACAA